Molecule: messenger RNA, 957 nt
Organism: Penicillium brevicompactum
Lineage: Eukaryota; Fungi; Ascomycota; Eurotiomycetes; Eurotiales; Aspergillaceae
Exons: 2
Coding region: 1-957 (318 amino acids)
Biological process (GO): regulation of mRNA processing; spliceosomal complex assembly; protein phosphorylation
Molecular function (GO): protein kinase activity; ATP binding
Source: RefSeq, a predicted model, not a curated record
AUGAAGAUUGCCCAGAUAUUUCUGCGCCGCACUGCCUCCUUGAGGACAUCCUUACGGAGCGUCUCACAAUGUUGCAGUGGUCCCAAAUCUAUGUCCACCCAAUCAAGCAAAGGCUACAUGGACACGCCCCUUUAUAUAUCCUCGAUCGACGCAGAGCCGCUUCAUCGUUACCACGAAGGUGGUUAUCAUCCAAUUAUACUCGGAGAAUUCUUACAUUCUGGAAGAUAUAAGGUGUUACAUAAACUAGGAUGGGGUGGUUACUCAACGGUUUGGCUGGCGAGGGAUCAAAGGUUGGAUGAACUUUAUGUUGCUAUCAAGAUCGGCGUUGCCGAAGCCUAUGAUAAAGUGAUACAAGAGCUCCAGGUCAUGAAAAGGCUGGUGACAUGUUGUCCUCGUCCAAAACACAUGGUGCUCAUGCUUGACCACUUUCAUCUGAAGGGGCCAAAUGGAUGGCAUAACUGCCUAGUCUUUGAGCUUUUGGGCCCCAAUAUCCCUGAUAUUAUUGAUGCACACUUCUCCCAUGGAAGGCUCCCAGGGAAACUUGCCAAAGGAGUCGCGAAGCAAAGUCUUAUCGGACUCCGCAGCUUGCAUCAACACAAUGUUGGACAUGGAGGUUGGUUCCUCAUUCCGAGACUCGAAGCGAUUUCAACUCCUCUCACAUGGUAUAGAUCUACAUACCCGCAACUUGGUCUUUACCAUACCGGAUGUACACAAUCUAACCGAGGACAAACUUACUGGAAUUAUGGGCGCACCAGAAGUCGGCCAUAUCCGAAGGAGCGAUGGGAAGGACUUGGGGCCUGGUGUACCGGAGUAUAUUGUGAGGCCUACCUCACACUGGACGCGAUUUUGGAAUCCAGAUUCUACUCCAUCAAUCAAAUUGAUCGACUUCGGGGAAGCAUUCCUACAAACCGCAUCUCCUCAGGUACUACACACACCCCUACCCGUUCGAGCACCUGA